Oreochromis niloticus (Nile tilapia) is the source of this 5644-nucleotide messenger RNA. It is a transcript of the gene trim66, whose product is annotated as tripartite motif containing 66. Bases 539 to 4285 code for a protein of 1248 amino acids. Gene Ontology annotation, cellular component: chromatin. The transcript is spliced from 20 exons. The record is from RefSeq and is a predicted model, not a curated record. Lineage: Eukaryota; Metazoa; Chordata; Actinopteri; Cichliformes; Cichlidae. Gene Ontology annotation, molecular function: protein binding; zinc ion binding.
UAAAAUCUCACGAUUAACUGCGAGACUUGGAAUCUCCAAAAUUUUGUCCGGGCCAAAGAGCGACAUCCGAUGGGGGGGAUCAACACUCGGAGAUGCUCGGGUCAAGUUUUAGAAGGAAUAGCAGGAGUGUAUCCUAGUCCCAUCAGAGCCUGACCCCGUUUCCGUGAGCUACGUUAGAGUGGAGCCCCUCUGGGACUUGUCCCUUCCUCGUGCUGACGAAGGGAAGAAGGCCACAGCUGGCCCAUCCUAGCCCAGCUCAACUUAGCCUGACAAAACCUCAGCCUUGCAUCACCUAAUCCUGCAUGCUGCAAAGAACCUAAAGUGAGGGGUCCUACACUUGGAUGAACUGGGGGAGGAGAGCACAGUGAGCCUGUCAUGUAAGCCGCCUCCUCUGGGGCCACCUCUCGGUGCACACUGCUUCCUGCCUCAGGUAGACGCUUCAGUGUUUCUGCUGCUGAGGCGUCAGGCAGUUCUCUCUCUCUCUCCUCUUCACUCCCUCCCGCUGAGAAGGCAACACAUCCCCUCGCAAAGCACGGAAAUGGAGAAGAGCUGCUCAGAGUGCACAGAGCCGACUCUUGCACAGAGUCUGUGUACGCUCUGCAACAAGUGGUUGUGUUACCAGUGCACAGAUGUGCACCAGCAUCUGAGAACCCCCAACACUUCCCAGUACAUGGAAUCACACCAGCAACAGAGGCCCAGUGCCACCCAGUUCCCAGAACUGCACCAGAGGGGCUCCAGCUCCCUGCCUCCUACUGGACAAGGCCCGGGGUCGUAUCCUUGGUCCCUCCUCAUGUGCCACUCUCACAGACAGGAGCCCUUGGAGCUUUUUUGCGAGUCAUGUGACCUUCUGUGCUGUAGCAGCUGUCACCUGUCCUCCCACAAAAACCACAGGGUGGUGCAGAUCGGAAAGGCCCUACAGGAUCAGCAGUGGCUGUUUGAGAGUCUGAUGGUUCAGGUGGAGGAGAAGAGGUCUGCAGUGGAGAACAGCGCUAAACAAAUAGAGGAGAGGCUUCACGGAGUGAAGAUUACACACAGGAAGGCAGAGAACCAGAUUAAAAUGGCAAAGAUGAUUAUGAUGAACGAGCUUAACAAACGAGCCAACCUAUUAAUAGAGCAACUGGAGAAGAUUGCAGAGGGCUUCCAGCAGCGUCUGGAGGACCAGCUGCAAGGGGCAAUAGAGAUAUGUGGCCAGCUGGACCAUAUUCAGAAGUUCAUCACCUGGGCCAUGACCCAUCACUGCACAAGCCCGGUGCUCUUCAGCAGAGCUCUGAUUUCACUCCAGAUGCAGCAGCUCCUUGAGGCUUCACACCACUCAGAUUCUUGGAGUCCUGUGAAGAUAAAAUUCAACUGGGAUGCCAGUUACUGGACGAAACAAAUUUCCUGUUUAGGUCAGCUGACUGUUGAGGGGGGAAACUGCGCUUAUCCCCCAGGGUUGGCCUGCUCCAGUAUUAUGAGACCCCAGCCCAUUACCUGCUUGACUCUGCCACCAGUGUUUCACAGAGGACGAGAGCCGGGCUGUGGGUACCAAGCCUGCUGUGAGCCUCAGAUGUGCUGCCUUCAUGGCAUUCAUUCGCAGCCAGAUCUUCCCAGUCUGGACAAAAGCCAGCUGGACACCACACUUUAUAACUCCAGCUGUGCUCAGCCGGCUCAUAUUUCUGCUUCCCAGCACCAGAACCAGCAGAUCCAGAGGUUCUGGGACCAGGAGAGUUCCUUGCAGCGUCCUCCCCCUGCAUCACCUGUCCCAAACAGAAGGCACAAUCAGCUCAGCCGCAGCCGAGCAUCUGCAUCUCAGCCACAAGCUGCUGACUCACAACCACAUUCUCAGUCCUAUCUUUCUCAUCAUCAACACCGCAAAGAUGUUCUUCCAAAUACCCAGGCCCGGCUAAGUGCAGAGCGUGGGAGACCAAGCCGGCGUCGGGGGAAGCUAUCGACCAGCAGAUCUCUGCAACAGGAGGUCAGCUACACUGUUCUGGAAAGGGAUCCGAUGAGUGAAGAGAGCCGGGUGGAAACGCAUCGUGUGGAGGAGACCUGUGGACAAAUAGCGGUGGCUGAAAGGAGGGAGAUGUUGGAUCAAGAGCUACAGCAGGGCAGGAGGGUGCAGAGUCCUGUCCAACAGCAGCAACAGCAGCAGCUGCUCCUGUGUUUAUCAGGUGUGAGAAAAGAGCAGCAGAGGACCAACUCUGCACUGACCGUCAGAGACCACAGAGAUGCCAGGCCUGAAUCCUGCAUACGUUUCCCAGGGGGCAUAGAUCAGAGAUCCACAUCCCUGGAGGUGUCAGUGACAGCCCACGAGUGUGUAUCUGAUGUGCAGCAGAGCAGCAGGCUGAGCCCUGGCUCGGUGUGUUCGAGGAGGAAGAGGCGCUCCCAGAGCAUCCCGACAGAACUGGCAGCCCCGUCCGCCAACCCUUACGCCGAAAGGCCCACAGGAUGGGCUCGUAGCCUAGAAGCGGGAGCUGCAAAUAAGUAUUACGUGCUGGAUCCCAGACAGAGGAGAGCAUCAGAUGGGGUGCUCUGUGUGGCCAAGGAAACUUCAACUGAACCUCCUUUAAUGUCCUAUAAGACAGAGCCAGGUGAUCACCCCAUCACUUAUGUAAAUGAAGAGAUUGGUUUUGAUGCCAACAAGAAAUGCAGCUUCUCAAGUAACAGCCACAGCAGUGACGUUCAGAACGACUCAGCAAGGCCCAGGGUUCCAGUGGUUUGCCUCGAGCGUCUCAAAAUACUUGUGUCUCAGCUCCCACCGCACGGACGAAGACAGAGUGACCCUCUACCUGCCAGCGGGACGGAUAAGAGCGAAACCCUCCCUCAGCAGAAAACCUGGCAGGAUGUAAUGCCCCAGGGAAUAACAGGAGAAUCUGAGACUAGUGGGGCCACCCGUGUGCUUGCAGCACCACAGCGACAAACUUGUAAUGAGUCCACCGCACAGUCAGACUGCAGCGACAGCAACAUAGGGGUACCUGUUCCUCAUAAAGAAUCCACACUGCCCUCCGCUGACUCUGAAUAUGUGGCACCAAGUUUCUAUGAACUGGAUCUGGAUUCUGACUCUGAUCCCAGGUCAGUCUCAGAGGAAGCAGUCAUCUCUCAGGCUGAUUCAGACCCACAGCUUGACUCAGAUGCAUCACCAGAUUCUGACCCGAAUGCACCGUCUUCAUCUGAGGCUGAACUGGAGUGUCUAGCUGAGCAGAAGUCUGGAGAGAUGGGGCUGUGUGGCGACUCAGAGCCAAGUCUGGAGUAUGAGGCAGAUCCAGAAUCAGAUGCGGGACCAGACGGCCGAGGGUUGGAUGCAGAUACAGAAUCAGGUGAUGCUGAAACGGAGUCCGAUAUCCAGCCUGAAUACGACCCCACUUUUCACGGCGAGACUGAUUCUGACGUCGUCUCCGAUCAGCCUCCAGAGUCUCAGGGCUCCGUGGCAUCUGAGCUCAAUGUAGACUCUGAACCCGAGCUGACCACGGAUGACCCGCAACCGCUUCGCUCUGACCUGGAUGAGGAGAUCAGUCCAGGUCAGAGGCCGCUCCUGAUUGCAAAUCCCGUUGCUCCCGGAGACACAGAGGAAGUCCUGACUGAGCAAGACGGCACAGAGUUGGAGAGUGAGGAUUUUUGUGCCGUUUGUCUGAUCGGAGGAGACCUGCUGUGCUGCGAUCGUUGUCCAAAAGUCUUCCACCUCUCUUGCCACAUCCCCCCUUUGCCGACCUUCCCCUCAGGUGACUGGGUGUGCACCCUGUGCAGAGAUGUUCUACAGCCAGAUGUCGAAUACAACGGUGACAAUGAGAGAGCAUCUGGAGAAAACGCAUCAGCAAAUGUGCUAUCGCCAUGUGACCAGAAAAAAUGUGAGCGGCUGACACUUCUGAUCCUCAGUAACAUCCUGAGUGCGCCAUUCCAAGAGCCCGUCAGUCCACUUGCACGCCAUUACUACCAGAUCAUCAAGAGGCCAAUGGACCUGUCUGUGAUCAGGGCCAAGCUCAGCAAGGGGAAUACCCAGUGUUACAGCUCGCCCGAUGAGUUUGUGGCCGACAUGUAUCUCAUGUUCCACAACUGUGCAAAGUUCAAUUACCCUGACUCUGAGGUGGCCCAAGCAGGCCGCAGCCUCGAGGCCUUCUUCACCUCCAACCUGAAGGAAGUUUUCCCUGGCAGAGUCUUCCCCAUGGCUGAGGUGGAUUCAGACAGCGAUGAGUACGACGAGGCUUACAGGACCACUGAGAGUGGUUUCCCCUGGCCAGAAAGAAGAGAGCAGUGCCACAGGAAGAGGAAGAGGAGGCAGUCUCUCAAGUCGAGGAGGCAUCAUUUCUAAUUAGAGCUUAAUAGUGCGCAACCAUGGCAGCAAACAUGUUAUUUCUGUUUAUAAAUGUGCUGUUUUUUUCAUUUAGCAGCCAGAAGGGAAUGUACCAGUGUUUCUAAAAGCAAGCCGACCUUGUGGUUUGCAGUGAUAUGGCAGUGCUGCCAUCUGAUGGCAGUUAAACAUGCGAAAAUAGGAUUGAGAGUAGUAACUAAUGCAGGAGUCAUUAUUAUCCAUGCAACUCAUCGGAGGAGCUGAGUGCGAAAAUGGAAAUAAGUGAAGGUCACAUUGUAUAGGUUACGCAGUCGUACCUCUGUGGAUCUCGGUUUGUUGCUUCUACAGCCAUGUAGUGAGGUGAUGCUGUAAUACUUCCUUUAUCAUGUCAUAUUUUACCAGCUAAGCAUUUGCUCCUGAUACACUGCACUGCUUGCUAUUUUCUGCUAACAUAAAAUACCUUACAUAUCUUUCAUCACAUGCUUUUUUGUACAGAGGAUGCUGUAGUUGAAUGCUUAUUAAUCGCACUUUGCAUCUUUAUUAAGUGGACUUUUUCAGGUCAUCAUAGCCCUGAUUAUACGGGGUACUCUGAAACUUUGUCGGUAAAUUCUGUACUUACCAUAUUCACGAGUUUCCAACACAUUUAUACACGUGUGACUGUAUAAACUUUUAUUUUACUAUAUGAAUGAUUGCAGGCAAUUAACAUAGGUUUGAUUAUUGUUAUAAUUAUGUGUGUCGGUAGCUUUUUUUGAAAAGCAGCAGCAAAUUGUUUAGAUUAGAGGAAGACGGGAUGUGAGAGAUCGUGGGCACCGUAAGCACUGUUAGAGCUCACCGGGGCAUUUUUAUUGUUAGAGGAUUUAAUAUCUGGAGCAAACAGUUCAUGAAAUGUAAAAUUUCACAUUUAGCUAUCAGAUACGUUUGUGUAUGUAUAUUGCAUAUUAUUUCUGUUGGAGCAAAAUCUUCCACUCUUCUCUUAUCAGGAUGUCUCAGGCUUACUGAAAGUCUAAGGUGUUGUUAUCUUUGAUUACUGAUGAGUAUAAAAAUGUACUUGCUGCUGUGUGUAGAGAAUUACUGUCGAAAGGAAAUGCGUAAUUUUAUAAAAACGCUGUAGCACAUUUCCUGUUUUUAACUAUGCUGUACUUGGUUCCUGCAGCUUAAUAUACGCUUUGUGUGACUCAUGGCGAUGGAUGUACAAAAGUAGCGAAUGUACAGUAUAUGUAAUGCUAUUCCUUUUGACAUCAGUAGAUCUAAUAGGCGUAAGGGAAAACUGCCAUAGUUGCUGUCACUCUUUCAAGAGAAAUGUUUUCUUUUUUUCUUUUUUUUUACUGUAAUUAUAAAUGCACAAAUAUUAAUAUCAAUAAAAAGCAUUCAUGAAAAAAA